UGCUGAAGAUCACUUCUCAUGGUUCGAAGUCGAAGAACUUUCAUGAGAGUCCGAUGCCUGAGGAGGUCAAGACUAUCGUUAGAGAUUUUCAUCUUUUGGAGUUUGUUGAGUGCUCCCUGACCAUGUUGAACGCCUUUCUGUUAUCUGCUUUUGUUGAGAGGUGGCACCCAGAGAUAUCAUCUUUUCAUCUUUCAUUUGGAGAGAUGACUAUCACAUUAUAUGAUAUCGACCAGUUGUUUCACAUCCUGGUUGCUGGUACAUUAUUCACACCAGUAUACAUUAACCAGGUGACAACGAUGUGCAUGGUUGUGGAUGGUUUGGAGGUGUCUGAAGCGGACGUGCUACAGGAGUUUGGUGAGAUUCGGGGAUUUCAUCUUCAGAUGUCUUGGCUGAGGAAGUUGUAUGCCAGUCUUGUGGAGGUAUGUAGGUUUUGGGCUGCCGCUAGAGCGUACAUACUACAUCUGGUGACAUGUACUCUCUUUGCGGACAAGUAUGAAAUUUACAUUGAUAUUCGAUAUCUGUGUAUGUUUAACACUUGA
Molecule: messenger RNA, 539 nt
Organism: Vicia faba (fava bean)
Lineage: Eukaryota; Viridiplantae; Streptophyta; Magnoliopsida; Fabales; Fabaceae
Source: the annotation of a GenBank genome assembly